Messenger RNA from Diaporthe amygdali, 2709 nucleotides. RefSeq lists its product as uncharacterized. Gene Ontology annotation, molecular function: zinc ion binding; DNA binding; DNA-binding transcription factor activity, RNA polymerase II-specific. Bases 1 to 2709 code for a protein of 902 amino acids. Gene Ontology annotation, biological process: DNA-templated transcription; regulation of DNA-templated transcription. The record is from RefSeq and is a predicted model, not a curated record. Lineage: Eukaryota; Fungi; Ascomycota; Sordariomycetes; Diaporthales; Diaporthaceae. The transcript has 9 exons.
AUGUCGGGCGAUCCAUCCGCCAGGCGGCUGCUCCCGCAGAGCUCCCAAAUGACCAACUUCAGCUUCGCGCCCCAACCAUACCAGCCGAGGGAAACACAAAAGAAUUAUGUCUUCGUCGAUGAGCAUAAUCGUCAUAAGCGACUCAAGGUCAUGAGAGCCUGUGAGGGCUGCCGGAGAAGAAAGAUUAAGUGCGAUGCCGCAACCACCAACACGUGGCCAUGCUCCGCCUGCAUACGGUUGAAGCUUCACUGCGUCCGGCCCAACGGUUACGAUGGUGCAGCAGAGCCUCAGGUCUUCGAGCCCACUCGCCCCGAGUACGAGACUCUUGGAGUCCAGGAUUUUCGACAGCAUAUGCCAAUGCAUCCUCCUCACCUUAUGGCUGGCGCUCCCAACCCUUCGCCCAUGUCCUCGUCCAUGUCCUCGUCCAUGUACGCUCCGAACCGCGGGAGCUAUUCAGAGCAGUCGGGACUCUACCAGCCGAUGCAGUAUCCGGAUCACUCACCGCAGCACGGCAUCCAUUAUACUACUGUCCCUGCUCCUGUAGGCGUUGUGGACCAUUCUUACGCACAACAGCAGGCACAGCAGGCGCAGCAGCCUUCGAUUUUCCCCACGCCACCCAUGCAACAAGCGACGCGCCCCGAGUCCCCUCCGGAGGUCUACAACCAAGACCAGUACGGGCAGCAGGAUUUAUCGGAACUGCUUGGCACACUGAAGCUGAACGACGCAGGCACAGCGCCGUACCUGAGCCACAGACUCAGGCUGAAGGGAAUGGCCGAGGAAGAGCCCCUUCUUCCUGAGGACGAAGACUACAAGACCUCGCUACCACCACUCGUCUCUGGGCCCGGGCACAAAGUCAGAAUCCCACCAGAGUUGAUGCCGGACGAAGAGACCGCGUUGCAUUAUUUCGAUCUAUUCUUCAGCAACGUUCACCCCUACGUACCAGUGCUCGACAGGUCAGCUUUCUACCGACAAUGGCAGACAAGCAGGGAUUCGAUCUCUCCUUUGGUUUUGGAAGCUGUCUUUGCUUUGGCUGGAAGAAUUGCAGACGAGCCAGGUGAAGGACAGCAAUGGCUCGCUUUGGCAACAAGGCACGCCGACUCCUUCAUGGACACCCCUAGAUUGAGCACAAUCCAGGCCCUUCUGCUCAUUCUAAAGGCGAGAGAAGCAGCUCCGAGACGUGGCUAUUUCUACCGUUCCUGGAUGGCCAUCGUCCAGUGUGUCCAAAUGGGCAAGGAGCUGGGUCUCGAUGAGCAUUUCGAGGACCACAAAGCCGGGCGUUCUUGCAACUCCUCUGCAGCCGACUGUGCCCUUAAGAGCCGAAUUUGGCAGACCGUUUUCGUCUGCGAGACCAUGAUAGGGUCUGCGCAAGGUCGCACGGAUCUCUCGGUGGAUCUCGAUUCGGUUGACUUUGGGCUCCCACGUCCGUUGGCAGGGGGUGACGAUCAGGACUACCAAGUCGCCCGAAACUUUGCGUACAUGGCUCGAGUUGUCCGCAACAUCGCACGGAUGAACAGGGUUUAUUCUCGCAUUCACAAGCACAAGGAUUGGGGCUGCGAUCCUGAAUUCGUUCAGCUCAACCCCAAUGCAACUGCCUGGCUGGACGAGCUCCCUGCUGAUCUAUCAGUCAACUACCCUCCUGAUGGGUCCGCGCCGUGGUUGUCUUCUGCGUUCAUCGGCAAUCUGCACUCCUACUACCACCUCAGCAUCAUACUACUGCACCGACCGCAACUGACACACUUGGAGCCGACCAGUAUGGAUGGCCAAUGGAAGCACCAUAUGAUGCUCUGCUACAACUCUGCGAAGACGAUCUGCAGGCUCCAAGAGGCUACCCUGCAAUCCUUUGGCCUGCAUGGGCUGCAAUGCAUGCAGAGGGGCAUCAACUUCUCACUUUACUGCAUAAUGUCAUGCAUUGUACUGCAUCUUGUUGCCCUCACUUCCCCAGAUCCGGACUUGAAUUCCGACGCCCGUGAGUUCUUCACGAGACACAUGAGGGUGCUAGAGAAGGUUAUGCACGCAUGGCCGAUGCCAGACGUGCAGAAACAAAUAGACUCUAUCCGAGAGGCCUUCUCGGCCGACACGAGGAAGCCUUUCGUGCUGAAGCCUAGCUUCCCGUACGGCAGCCCGCACUCGACCACGCGUCCAACCCCGCCGCGUCUUAAUCCCAAUAACUACAGGCCAUCCAUCCCUCGCGGAUCAAUGGACCACCACCAGCAGACAAUCGACACUCAGGGCGCUGUUCAGCAUUCUCAAGUCAGUUACCCCGGACAGCACCCAAUUACGCCUCCAAUAUCGGCGGGUCCUAUGGACAUGAAGAGUGACUCUCCAGCGGGUCUACAGUUGCCCAUGAUUUCUGGCAGUCAGACCAGCUCGUCGCAAGCACCUUCAAUGCAGUCGUCUAUGCCUAUGACUUCUGACGCGGGAUCCGGGUGGAAUCCCACAAGAAUAUUUGAUCAAUGGAACAACUCAUUCGGUGCCACGGAAAUCCCGUCGAUUCAGGAUAUCCAACACGUGCACGCCACCGUGCCGUCAGUUGCUGCCGCUGCCGCUGCCUCCCAGAUUUCACCUUCCCAGGCAUACUCGUCUGCACCUGUGCAGACGUUUGUGACUCCUGCUAUGUGGCAGGACUCCGUGGCCAGUGUCUACGAGGGCGGGUUAAAGAGGGGAUGGGACUACGAUGCCAGUGGGCUACCCCUGACAAAACGCAGAUAG